UAAUGUCAGAGUCUGUUUGUAAAUUAGCAAAGGUGGUCGUAAAUAGUGUUUACAUGUUUCGCAAACAAACGUGGUUUUGAAGUGACCCGGAUUAAACGUUAUAUGUACUACUCAGUAUCACUGUUCACUCACAGCGGGUAUAUAUAGGGACAAACAAACCUCGAGAUAUAGUAGAUAAGUUAAGUUCUUAUUAACGUUCUACGGUCGUCUUUAAUAAAAGUAGAAUUACCGUGUUGUUGUUCUUUUUGGCGUGGGUAUUAAACAAUUUAUCAAAAUGGAGGUGUGUUGAUAAUAUGACUUACUUUUCUGUGGAUUCUGUAAUGCUCGGUCAGGUGAUCUUAAAGACAUGAAGAGAGCAGCACAUAUCGUCGUUGUCGGAAAAGAAAAUGUUGGGAAGACAGCUGUCGUGGUGCGCUACCUGACCGGAAGGUACCUGUCAGAGUAUGCCCAUGCACCGGAAAUGACGUAUGAACGCAUUGUUCCAGUGGACGGGAGGCAAGUUCCGCUCAAAAUCACAGACAUAUCUGGAAAGAGCCUGGAGACGAAGGCCAGCAACAAGGACUUCCUAUCCAAGGUGGACGGCAUCGUCGUGGUGUACGCUAUCAACGACACGCCCAGUUACCACGUGGCCGAGGGCGUCUGUAACUGGGUCCGGAGGGACCGGAAGUCGCCCGUACACACCCCCAUUCUGUUACUGGGAAACAAGGCGGACCUAAGUCACUGCAGGUGUGUUCCGUCCCCAGACACAGACGAGACACAAUGGACCAACAGCAGUUGCCUAGCAACGGAGGUGUCCGCCUCCACCCAACCCGACCAUAUCAACUACGUAUUCACAUCGCUCAUCAACAAGAUUCUGGAGAGACGUGAGGCCACCCUGAAACCCCGGAAGAUGUCACAGAAUCCUCUCGGGUCCCCUAAAGUCAUCCGGGCCACCAUAAAGCGCCGCUUUAGCGUCUUCACAAGGGAGCGAACGUCAACCAUGUGACAGGGUUGUCUGUGUACAGUCAUGUUGUCGCUUUUACACGAAUCGUCGGAACCAACAUUCGCUCAUCUCCGCUUUACUUUUUAUAUACAAUGUCAUAGUUAAAGGAAUAUAAUUAUAUGGUAGGUUCGACAAUGGUGUGAAUAAAUAAGAUCAACGGUGCGAUGUGGUAUGCUUACACAGUUUUUGUGUCGUGCUUAUAAACGCACGUACGCCUUUGUACGUCAGUGUGAUUUAGAGACAUGAACGCCUUCACGCUGAAACGGAAAUCAAACUCUUUGCAUUGUGAUGCAGAUACCAGGUGGUAAUCACGUGGUAACAAUUCAAAGGACGUCUUUGUAACCAUCGCGCUAUAGUGACAACAUUAUUUAAACGUUUUGACGCUAAAACGGCAUUAAAACGUAAACUACGGCGAUCCGAGUAACAGCAACGUGCUACCCUAGAACUGACGUUGACACUUCAACAAAACGUCAUGUCUGUUGAUAUUUAAUAAAAUAGUUUUGUUGAUAUUUAUUAUAAUAUUUGAUUUCUAUUUCUAAGUUUAACAUGUUUUAAAAAUAAAAUGGAUUUGAUAUCAAUCCGAGUAUUUCAAAUUCUUAUCUAAGUCUAUGUGCAAUAACAAUAACUAUUACUUUGUUAUUUUACUCUCACUCAAGAGGAAUUUUAGAAACGCUAGAUUUUGGUAUUUGAAUGAAAAUAAACAUGCAUUAUGAUUUGUGUUUUAAUUUUGACAUAAUAUUACAUUUUAUGUAAAAUACAAUUAAAAUUCAUUUCUUCAUUUAAUGUUAAAUAAAAGUGUGAGUUAAAUCCACCAGUGGCCAUCCGUACCAAUCGUUAUUAUCCUUUACGCCGGACUAUUAACCUUUCGACUUAAUGCUAAUAUUAUAAUCCGACUAAAAUAUUGAUAUGAACUGGGGUUUUAAUCUAAUGUUUUACCUUUCCUGUAAAUACUUGUUCUGGAUUCAUUCACUCCAAUAGUCAGUGCGUUUUAACAAACAUAAUAAGCAGAAUAUGUAUAUGAAUCUGACUAUUAACAGAUCCAAUAACAUAAAAAUCAAACCAUGUUUGCUACUUGCCAUUUUAACCAGGAAUGCGGACAUUGUUCUUUCUUAUUUAGGUUGACUUGGAGAGUGUCUGUUCCGAGACGCCCUUUUACUCGAGUUAUUUAUAUUGUUAGCGAAUUGUUCAUAACUAAAAGCACUGUAUUGGGUUAAUGAACACAUAUAUUUUAUAAAUCCAUAGGUGUUGCACAAUUAUCUUUGUUAGUCUGAUUGUUAUUCACAUUUUUCACUAGAAAUUGUCAUGUCAUUUAUCCAUUUUCCGCCAUCUCGAAAUGCUGACUAAUGGGUAAUUCUUGCAUAGCAACAUACUGCUGUGUUUACAUUUUUAUCGCAAGACCUAUUUUUAGGCAUUAGGUAAGAAAUCUACGCUAUUAUUAGCAUGUGUAAGGUUAACAUUUAGUUCAUAUAGUCUGUUUUAAAUUGUUUUGUCAUUUAAAGUCUAUUUUAUGAUUUAUAGUGUUAAACGUGCGAGCGUUCCAUAAUUAGUCACGGAAGUUAUUGUUAUUAUUUGGUCACAGUGACCAGUUUCUGGUCACAGUGACCAAUUUUUGGUCACAAGUGGAACGCCGCGGCUAUAUAAAGUGACCAAAUUUUGGUCACAAGAUUCAUUCUAGUCAAAAUCUUAAGGCAGGCAACAUCCACGCCAAUUUUUUCUUAAAAAGUACUUUUUCUUUUCGUGAGAAAUUUAAGUAACUUAUAAUAACAGUAAUACCUUUGUAAGCAGAUAAUAAAGCGAACAUUUAACAUAUUUUAUUAAACUUGAACAUUAUUUAAAGUAUUCAAUCUAUUUUGGUUAUGAUCGUUGGCAAGUGUCAUUGGUCCUUAAAUUCGGUUGAAGUCCCGUUUACGAGUGUAAUGUUCAUUGUAAAAUAUCAUCUAUUUUUGACGCGCAGUUUACCGUCGCAAGAUUGAAAGUAUUGUAAAACCUUAACUAAGGUUGCAUGGCAUUUUGUUGUUGGAAAUAUAACAUUUUGUUGAGUUAUUCGUGGAAAUUGAAUAAAAGUUGUUUGAAGUUGAA
Molecule: messenger RNA, 3061 nt
Organism: Dreissena polymorpha
Lineage: Eukaryota; Metazoa; Mollusca; Bivalvia; Myida; Dreissenidae
Product: ras-related and estrogen-regulated growth inhibitor-like protein
Exons: 6
Coding region: 347-985 (212 amino acids)
Molecular function (GO): GTP binding; GTPase activity
Source: RefSeq, a predicted model, not a curated record